AUGAAAGCUUAUUUUACAUCAAAGUAUGCAAACAUCACUAAAGAAUCUUUAGAGAUGUUUAAGUCUUACUGCAUUGUCUGUCAAGAAAAACGGAAGCGUCUGAAGACUGCUGGAGUUGUUGUAAAGCCUAUUUUAAGCAGUGAUCUCAAUUCUCGGGGCCAGGUUGAUCUGGUAGACAUGCAGUCAUCUCCCCAAGCUCAGUUCAAGUGGAUUAUGGUACACCAGUGCCACUUAUCAAAGUUUGUGAUACUUCAACCUCUUACAUCAAAAAGAGCAGCUGAAGUUGCCUUUUUCAACUGCUCGACAUCUUCUUGCUGUUUGGUACUCCUGCAAUCCUUCAAAGUGACAAUGGUUCUGAAUUUACAUCUCAUGUCAUCACAGAACUAA
Messenger RNA from Macrobrachium nipponense, 387 nucleotides. RefSeq names its product KRAB-A domain-containing protein 2-like. The transcript has a single exon. NCBI's taxonomy places the organism in Eukaryota, Metazoa, Arthropoda, Malacostraca, Decapoda, Palaemonidae. The record is from RefSeq and is a predicted model, not a curated record. The coding region runs from base 1 to 387 and encodes 128 amino acids.